GUAGAGAUAAUUUUCGACCCACUGCGCAAGCUCAGAACCCUCCACCCAGCAUUCUUGAACACCGUGCUUUUAUGAACAAGGGAAAAGAUUUGGUGAAGCUAUCCAACAUCAUAUUAUGACAUGUAUAAGUUGUAAUUGAUCACUGCUAAUUUUUAUCUUUUGUAAAGCGAUUUGGUUCUCUUUUAUAAUCUAGAUUGUUCAGAGUCCGCCUUCUAUACCAGUGAGUGUAAAGGCUGACUUCAGUCGUGAGCUUUCUUGAAAAAUUCGACGCACAGUUUUCUAACCUCAACGUUUGGCUUCUUUUUGUUCAUUGAAAACAAAGUUCUAUUCAUAAUGUCGUCGGUUAUUACUUUUUUGCUAGCCUUCUGCAUGAUCCUGCUGGUUGAGUGUCAAAAUGCCAAUGACCGAUGCUCCAUAGAUAUGGAUGACACGUUGGAAAAAGUUGAAUGGAAGACAAUGCACUCCAACUGCACACUGGAAGUCAAAGAUCAGAUCAAAAUGGAAUACAAUGCAGCUAUGAUCUAUCUUUCUUUGGGAGUACACUUCUCGAGAGACUUCGUCAACCGUCCUGGUUUUGCCAAGUUCUUCUUUGAAAGUGCCAGUGAGGAAAGACAGCAUGCCAUCAAACUGAUCGAAUACCUUUCGAUGAGAGGUGAAUCAGUCACCGAUAUUGCCAAGCUUGUCAAAUUGGAUCCUGAGACAAUGCCCGGCAUGGCUUCAGUCUCCCUGAAUGGAAAGGAAGCUUUGGAGAAGGCGCUGCAGCAGGAAGUCCUGGUCACAAACAACAUCCUCAAGGUUAUGAAAGCUUGUGAGAAUGAAGAAGUGAAGGAUGCCGCCUGGACCUUGCCCAAUGACUACCAUCUUGUCGACUGGCUGACCGCUGAAUUCCUGGACGAGCAAUACAAGGGACAACGCGACAUCGCUGGAAAGUUGUCAACUCUACUGAAGAUGGGAUCCAGCAAUUACCACCUGGGAGAGUUCCUUUUCGACAAGAAGUUGUUGAGCAAUGAAGCUUAAUCGCCGCCAUUCGUUUCGUUUAUCUAAUGUUUAAUUGUGUUAAGUAUAUCUAUAAUUAAAAUUAAGCACAAUCGUCAAGUUAUAUUUCUGUUUUAAUUCAUGUAAAAUAGGAAACUCAUUCAUCAAACUUCCUGUUAAUUGUACUGAGUUUCAAUCAAUUCGUCUCGAUUUCUCAAUUCUAGAGCCAAAGUAAUUUAGUGGAAUUGAUGACGAUUCCUUAAUUAGAAUUAUGCACAAUCGUCAAGUUAUCUUUCUGAUUUCGAUUCAUGUUAAAUAGGAAAAUCAUUCAUCGAACUUCCUCUUAUUUGUGCCGAUUUUCAAUCAAUUUGUUUCAUCAUACUUCUUAAUUCUAGAGCUAAAGUAAUUAGUUAAAUUGAUGAUGGUUCCUUAAUUAUAAUUGAGUACAAUUGUCAAGCUAUUUUUUAUGUUCCAUGUUAAAUAGGAAAUUCAUUCUUUGAACUUUCUGUUAAUUGUACCGAUUUUCAAUCAGUUCGUCUCAUCAGACUUCUCAAUUCUAAAGCUGAAGUAAUUUAGUGAAAUUUAUUAUGGUUCUCUAUUGAAUUCAAGUUUCAGUAGCACCUUUUAUUUUCAAGUAGAGAGAAUUCAAUGUAGAUAUUGUAAAUAGAUCAAUGAUGGAUAUUUUCAGCUAUUUUCCUCUAAACAAACUCAUAGAAUUAGUCGAAAACUCUUCAGCGAUAUUCUCUUAUCUAUUGUCAAUAUGGAAGUCCACAUGUGAAUCAAACUCUGUAAAUAGAUUGCUCGAACAAAUAAUAUUUUGUAUUUUCACUUGCUAGAUCUUGAAUGUUAUCAUGGAUGUUGUCUUUAUGAAUGUUUAUACAAUACUUUACAUAACCUGAUUAAAAUUAAUGUGAAGUAAG
Molecule: messenger RNA, 1895 nt
Organism: Nilaparvata lugens (brown planthopper)
Lineage: Eukaryota; Metazoa; Arthropoda; Insecta; Hemiptera; Delphacidae
Gene: Fer1HCH
Product: ferritin subunit
Exons: 5
Coding region: 334-1017 (227 amino acids)
Biological process (GO): iron ion transport; intracellular iron ion homeostasis
Cellular component (GO): cytoplasm
Molecular function (GO): ferrous iron binding; ferric iron binding
Source: RefSeq, a predicted model, not a curated record